GCUGUGCUUUGUAGAGGCAAAAUGACAGACCAGCAGGGAACCCCAGACCAGCUGCCUGCAGAGAAGGGCCAAGGAGGGGCUGGAGCCACAUAUAAGUUGGCCGUUUUUGAGUUCGAGAACUUUCGUGGAAAAAAGGUGGAGUUGUCUGGUGAAUGUAAAGAUGUGUUGGAGAAGACGCAGAGAGUUGGCUCGGUCAUCGUGGAGUCAGGACCAUGGGUGGGGUUUGAGCGUCCAGACUUUGCAGGAGAGCAGUUUGUGCUGGAGAAAGGAGAGUAUCCUCGCUGGAGCACCUGGACCAACUACAUGACUAGCUACAAUCUGAGCUCAUUCAGGCCUCUGAAAGUGGACAGUGCAGAGCAUAAGCUGCACCUGUUUGAGAAUACAGGCUUUGAAGGUAGAAAGAUGGAGAUUGUUGAUGAUGAUGUCCCCAGUCUGUGGGCUCAUGGUUUCCAGGACCGUGUGGCCAGUGCUAAGGCUAUCAAUGGAACGUGGGUGGGAUACAUGUAUCCAGGCUACAGAGGGUGCCAGUAUGUGUUUGAGCAUGGAGAUUUCAAGCACUGGAACGAUUGGGGAGCCACUGCACCUCAGAUCCAGUCCGUCCGACGUGUGCGGGACAUGCAGUGGCACAAGAGAGGGUGCUAUGUUGCCCCUGCCCCUACACCUCCAAAUCCUACCCCCACCCCUAACCCCGCCCCCACCCCUAAUCCCAACCCUAACCCCACCCCCAAUCCUAACCCUGCUCCCAACCCCAAAUCCCAAACUCAACCCCAACCUUAA
Centropristis striata (black sea bass) is the source of this 777-nucleotide messenger RNA. Its product is annotated as beta-crystallin B3-like. The coding region runs from base 22 to 777 and encodes 251 amino acids. The record is from RefSeq and is a predicted model, not a curated record. Gene Ontology annotation, molecular function: structural constituent of eye lens. Lineage: Eukaryota; Metazoa; Chordata; Actinopteri; Perciformes; Serranidae. Gene Ontology annotation, biological process: lens development in camera-type eye; visual perception. The transcript has 5 exons.